Molecule: messenger RNA, 732 nt
Organism: Psilocybe cubensis
Lineage: Eukaryota; Fungi; Basidiomycota; Agaricomycetes; Agaricales; Agrocybaceae
Exons: 5
Coding region: 1-732 (243 amino acids)
Source: RefSeq, a predicted model, not a curated record
AUGUUGGCUUGCGAAAGACAGCACGCGAUGCGAUACCGCCUUGCAAUACUGGUCUUCUUCUUUGUUCUGAGCUUUUUUCUGGCGGUGUCUAUGUCCGUUGGUUUCCUUUUCGAGCUGCUUGACGGCUCCAAAGGAAGAAUACUCCAAUAUUGGAUAUACAGCGUAUUCUGGUUCGGCUAUCUUGGAAAGGUCAACACAAAAGAACCAAUGGCAGAAACGGACGUGGUCUCCUGGUACGGACUGAAAGGAGGGGAGCACUGUCUGCGGUACUCUACUAGGGAAUAUACUGCAAAACUUACGGUUGGACCCUCUAUGGACACCAUUGGGCAGGAAGGCAUGAUACAACUGUGCAAAGAAACCCCGACCGUGAUUCACAAUCGGAAGCUGUUCACAGAUUUUUGUCAAGACCUUGGUUUUGGGCGCGGAGUGUGGGGGUACUGGAUUGUGGACUUCCAGGAAGACGACUGUGAAACGAAAUGGGGCGAGUUUAUUGACCUUGGAUGUGGAUACUUGAACGGAGGCCAACAGGAUCAUUUCAGACGUGUUGAAUCGCAUUUAGAGAAUCUUCAAGCUGGCUCGAGUUGGCAAAUUAUGUGUGCUACCACACCGGCUGAUAUUGAUGGACAUCACUUUGGUGGUCCAGAUCGUUGCCAUAGUUUGCCACAGCAGGGCAUAUAUGGAAUAUGGGAUCUUUUAGAUGGAUCUUGUGAAAGAAAAACCACAGGUCCUUAA